AUGUCUGACUCCAUCGUCUAUUCCCUCGGGCCGUACCACAUCAUCUCCUAUGGCGCCCUCCUGGGAACGACUUUCUUCCAUUCCUUCGUCAAUGGCAUCACCAUGUUCCGUGUCCUCGAGCGGCCCGCCUUCUCCACCGCCCAGAACGCCCUCUUCCCCGUCUACUUCACCAUCCAGACGGCCCUCCCCACUGUCCUCGCCCUGACGUACCCGGGCAGCCGCGGCCUCCUGGGCGAGCACGCCAGCAGCAUCAGCGGCCUGCUCCAGGAGUCCAACCGCUACAGCGCGCUGCUGCCCAUCGCCACCAUGUUCGUCACCGGCCUCGUCAACCUCGUCGUCGUCCUGCCCAAGACCGUGACCGUCAUGAAGGCCAGAUACGCACAGGAGAAGAAAGACGGAAAGAAGAGCUACGAACCCGCGCCUCACUCGCAGGAGAUGCAAGCCCUCAACAAGUCGUUCGGUAAGCUCCACGGCAUCUCUACCCUCAUCAACCUCGCUGGUUUCAUCGCCAUGAUCCAGUAUGGCUUCACACUGGCCGCGCGCCUCGACUAAGAAAAAGGAUGAAAAAGCCGGUCAGCUUUCAUGUACAUCAAACAGUGUAAGGGAACGGUUCGCGUGGAUUAAAGUGUUUAGGUCGGCCAAAGCCAUUUAUUGGGAUCUGCUCAAGGCAUCAUCGUAUGCACAGGUUGGCACAACACUGCAAGAAAUGAAUACGCAAGCUUGUUUAUCAGAAAAUCCCCAUCUCAAUUCCUUUUUCUCUCUCCCUUGCCAUGAAUGCGGAACAAAAACCAUGACUCAGCCUCGAAUGAAACGCCCCUUUCCUUUCCCAGGGUAAUUUUAAUGGCAUUGCUCUCCGCACGCUGCUGCUGCGCCGAAACACUGCUGCCGUCUGAUGCCCUCUGUCCUCUGUCUCGGAUAGUCCGGGUGCUCUUCCCCGGUUCUUAAUACGCUCUUAGCUGGGUAUCUUCUUCGACUGGCACCUGAUGGCCGCCGCGAGUCC
Messenger RNA from Colletotrichum navitas, 1000 nucleotides. RefSeq lists its product as uncharacterized. Lineage: Eukaryota; Fungi; Ascomycota; Sordariomycetes; Glomerellales; Glomerellaceae. The transcript has 4 exons. The record is from RefSeq and is a predicted model, not a curated record. Bases 1 to 552 code for a protein of 183 amino acids.